Molecule: messenger RNA, 198 nt
Organism: Fusarium venenatum
Lineage: Eukaryota; Fungi; Ascomycota; Sordariomycetes; Hypocreales; Nectriaceae
Source: RefSeq, a predicted model, not a curated record
AUGAAGAUUGGUAUACUGCAUCUACAUUUUAUACCUGUCAGUCUGUAUGUCUCUGAUGUCAGCCUCUUUGUACUCAGUCCUGGUGUAAACGAGCAUGUGCUAGAAACAGGAACCUUUCUUUCUAUCAAUUUUACUGCUCAAUAUGACAACUGCACUCCUAAUCAGGUUGAGCGUGCAUUUCACCGCAGUCCGGCCUAA